Molecule: messenger RNA, 1727 nt
Organism: Aedes aegypti (yellow fever mosquito)
Lineage: Eukaryota; Metazoa; Arthropoda; Insecta; Diptera; Culicidae
Product: zinc finger protein OZF
Exons: 3
Coding region: 139-1677 (512 amino acids)
Cellular component (GO): nucleus
Molecular function (GO): zinc ion binding
Source: RefSeq, a predicted model, not a curated record
UCUAUAUAUGUAGCGUUGAGUUUAUCUCUGAAACAACCAAUCUUGAUGUUUUUAUUUUGCUUUACAGUAUCUUACAGACAAUGUGAUAGACAAGAGUGAAGUACUUUAAACAGUUUUGUAUUUUAAAAGUUUUCAAAUAUGGCUUUAUCGGAGGAUAUUGAGUAUAAAAUAUGCAUCAUAUGCACCGAACCAUGUGAGGAACAUCAUCGAACAGAAGAGAACGCAGUUGAUGUACUUUAUUUAGAAGAUACAUUGAAAUCAGUGUUCGGUAAACUACAGGUACCAUACGACGAGUGUUUAGCCAUAAACCUGUGCUAUGUUUGCACAACAGAGCUAUCAAUCACAUCCCGGUUCAUUAAGAAAAUUGAGGAGGCUCAGCUUAAAAUUAGAGAUCUUCUUGGCACAGACUUAUCACAGAAUGGUCCUAGUAGAUCUUCAAGCUUAGAAAACAUAAGCAUCAAACAUGAACAUGAGAAUAAAUCGUCCGAACAAAAUCUUGCAGAAUCUGAAGGAAUAGAGGAAGAAGAUCAUUUGGAGAUUCCAGCCCAUGACUCCUUUGCGGAAUCUGCUUCAGAAGAAGACAAGUUCGUACAUAAAAAUAUCAGAUCAAGACUAAGAUCUGACACACAUCCAAAGCGUUGUUGUGGUUGCAAAACGGCUCUGACAUCAAAUGAGCAAGUGCAAAUUCAUUCAAAGAAGCGUCAUAUUCGAGAUCGGAUCACCGAACCUCACCUCAUCAAACACCAACCAUUUGAAUGUUCGGUAUGCUUUGAACGGUUUCAAGACAAGAAGGACCUGCUUCGUCAUCAACGAACGAUGUAUGCCGAUGAACUGUUUCCGUGCAGACGUUGCCCCGCUGAAUUUGCCAAUGCCUACAAUCUUCGCCUGCACGAGAAAAGUUUUCAUAGGAGGACAAAUACAAAUGCACAAAUUGAUGAAAUGCGCCUCAGGACCCACAAAUGCUGCAUUUGUCGAGAUCAAUUUGACUCCCUGGACCAUGUCAAAGAACAUGUUGUACAACACCAUCCACUACAAGGUGAGAAUAUCGAAACUGAAAAUGAAUUCGAGUGUGAAAUAUGCUCUCGAUGCUUUAAAACUCAAAAAGUACUGGUAGAACAUCAACGGCGACCUUUCCGGAAACAUCGUUUCCAGUGCUCCCACUGUGGCAAAACGUUCAACGAAAGGCAAGCAUUUUCCGAUCACGAGCAGAGUCACGCAUCCGUACGUCCUUACGAGUGUCCCAUUUGCCAGAAAAGAUUUUCGCUUAAAACAAACUUCCGGACUCACGUUCGGUACCACACGGUGCCCGAUGAUCAGUUCAAAUGUGAGUUUUGCGGCAGAGGUUUCAAGAAGAAACAUCUUCUCCAGGAGCACCAAGUGAUACACCAGGAAAGUGAAGUACGUCCCUUCAAAUGCCAUCUUUGUUCGAUUGCUUUCACUCGAAACGAUCUGUUGGAAUUCCACGUGAAGGAACACUUGGGUGAAAAGCCUUUCAAAUGUAAGCUGUGUAGUGCAUCGUACAUUCAUGGACGGGACUUGCGGAGGCACAAUCGGACCAAACACGAAGGACAGAUGCCGUUCGUGUGUGAAGUUUGUCACAAGGAGUUUGCCAGAAAAGAUGCUUUUGGUAAACAUAUGAAAAUUCAUAAAAGUAAGCAGUCAAACUUAGAGAAAUAAUAUUUGUUUGUACAUUUUUCAUUAGAAUAAAGGAUACAUGAUUGUAGAGA